AGAGGAGAAAGUGGCUGGAGAAAGCAGACAGAAAACGGAGUGAAAUCACAUUUUGGAGCCAUAGAAGCACUUUACAGGCUGCCUCCCGACUUUCACUUUCUCUCCUCCUCGUCCUCCCAUCAUCAGUCGUCCUCCUCUCCAGGUUUAGAACACGCCGACCUCUCACCCACCCUGGCACCACCCCUUUUUGAUCACCCCUUUCUUCACAACCACCACUACUUUCCUCUCUAAUUGCAUUUACUGGCAAAGGACGAGGGAGUCAAACUCUUUCUACUUUCACCCGUUUCACACCAUGCACUACACAAUAUUCUAGUUGUUUGGCAAUACAUUUAAAAUACAUGUGCAGAGCAAGUUGUAGUUCAGUGACAUAAACCCACAUGCAGCCCAGAGUAGACGGAAACGAGGAAGCGACGAGGUACAGAGAAAUGUACAUGGGCUUCUACUUCAUAUUCAAUUGAAUCAAACAAGUGCCACUGAUCGUGAGACGAAAAUAGUCACGAGCCGACGAAAGAGGGGAAUAAUUGUUUCCGAUCAUUUUUUGAUUAAUUGUUCCCGAACCCGACAAUAAUAUUCAUACAACGUAAACCUAAUCAAAGUACCUUACUUCGACUCUAUGCAAAUUACUUUCUCCUCGCAACACAAACAUUAAAUACACAGCAGCUGCAAACACACACAUUAAAGAGUUGACGACAUCACGCACACCACAUGCAUCGUGUAUGGAAUAUCGUAUACCACGUUUGGUCUGGAAACUGAAUAAUGGUCAAGUAGUGGAGGUGCAUCAUCAUCCAAGCAAGACAUAAGCUCAUCGCUUGGAGACAACAGGUGUUCCCCACACCUUGGGAUAAUCUCCUUAUCGUCCUACUAACUAACUAGCUACUGAGACCAGUAGUGAGGGAGGAGGUCAUCCCAACAACCCCGACGAGAACUCCUGCUGGGCCAGACGAAACCCCUCUCUCGUCACCAAAAUGGCAAACAUGGCACAGCUCACGCGGCGACAGAGCUCGCGAGAGCUCUAUCGUCAGAAAUCUUACGAUCGGAUGGAACUGCGCGAAGUACGCGGACGGUUGUUGAGCAGUGACUCGGCUCCAGGGCAUUCCGCCAACUAUGGUGCCGUCAACCCCGGCUUCACAAAGGAUGACGCCGUCACCAACUUGAUCUCCAAGUCUGAGCCUAGCGUGGGUGGACCCUUGGAGGAGAAGGCCAAGAGGGACACGGUGGUAACGAAGGAAGGGAAGGGAGUGACGGCAGUGGUGGCCAUCGACGCAGCCUUGCCCCCUGGCGCCAAGAAGCCCCCCACCGAAGACGUAUUUCAGGAUGAAGGGGAGGAGCGCGAGAGUUGGGACUCCAAACUCACCUUCCUCCUCGCGACCAUUGGCUAUGCCGUGGGUCUUGGAAAUGUGUGGCGAUUUCCCUAUUUGGCACAGAAGAACGGGGGAGGUGCGUUUUUAAUACCCUACUUCAUCAUGCUGGCCAUCGAGGGGAUUCCCAUGUUCUUCCUGGAGUUGGCCAUUGGUCAGCGGUUGAGGAAGGGGGCGAUUGGAGUGUGGAGUCAGGUGUCACCCUACUUGGCCGGAGUGGGCAUUGCUUCUGCCGUCGUCUCCUAUAACGUGGCGUUGUACUACAACACUAUCAUUAGUUGGUGUCUAAUCUACUUCAUGAAGAGUUUCCAAAGUCCUUUGCCAUGGUCGGCAUGCCCUCCAGCCAAGGAUGGGAGUGGCAUUAAUCGGGAGUGUAAUAUGAGUUCACCCACGCAGUAUUUCUGGUAUCGAGAAACGCUGGACAUUUCUCCGGACAUCAACACGUCGGAAACAUUUAACCUGCAAAUUGCGGGAUCACUCACGGCUGCGUGGACUCUGGUGUGGUUGUGUCUGGCAAAAGGACUCGCGUCCAGUCCAAAGUUGGUCUAUGUCACUGCACUCUUUCCAUACUGCGUACUCAUCCUGUUCUUCUGUCGAGGAGUGACGCUGGAGGGGAUGAGCGACGGCAUUCUGCAUCUCUUCACCCCAAAGUGGGAAAAGCUGGCAGAUCCUGUCGUAUGGUUGGAAGCUGGGACUCAAAUAUUCUUCUCGUUGGGUCUCGGAUUCGGAGGUCUCAUUGCCUUCGCGUCCUACAACCCCGUCAACAACAACUGCUGUCGAGAUGCUCUAAUUGUGAGCAUGACCAACUGCAUGACCUCCAUGUUUGCUGGAAUUGUCAUAUUCUCCGUGAUUGGCUUUAAGGCGCAUACGAUUCACAAAGCCUGUUUGGCAAAGCAGGACAAUCGGACGUUGCUCAUGCUGUUCAACACCACGCAGCCAGACUACGCCCUCCCUGGGGCGGGGGAGAGCGUCUCUUACUGGGCCAACCACUCGCAACUUACCAUCCCCAUGCCAAACAUCACCGUUUGCAAUCUCCAGGAUGAGUUGGACAAGACAGCCUCCGGGCCUGGGCUGGCUUUCAUCAUAUUCACGGACGCCAUCAACCAGUUCAGCUAUGCUCCCUUCUGGUCCAUCCUCUUUUUCUCCAUGCUGUUCACCCUCGGAAUCGACUCGCAGUUUGGGACGUUGGAAGGGGUCGUCACAUCCAUCACGGACCUGAAGCUGUUUCCCAACAUGAGGAAAGAAGUGCUCACAGGGAUCUUGUGCGGGUCAUGUUUGGGACUCUCCAUGAUGUUUGCACAUGGGGCGGGCAAUUACAUCUUCAUCCUGUUUGACUCCUUCAGUGGAAACGUGCCCCUGCUCAUCAUCGCGUUUUUCGAGGUCAUUGGGGUGGCCUACAUCUACGGGCUGAGCAGGUUUGCGGAGGACAUUCAACUCAUGACUGGCAAGAGACCGCACAUUUACUGGAUGAUCUGUUGGAAGUACGUGUCCCCGAGUGCCAUGGUCAUCAUACUCACCGCCAGCUGGAUCAAAAUCUUCACCGAGGGGAGUACGUAUCCGAGAUGGGACGCUUCCGUUGGGGAGGCAAAGGUUGCCGAGUGGCCGACGUGGGCACUGGCCAUUGCCGUCUUCCUCGUCCUUAUCGCCACCAUUUGGAUACCACUCAUUGCCAUCACGAGGGCGCUGGGAAUUCAAAUAAUGCCGAAGGAAGAGGCCUCAUGGUUUCCAGCCAACGACCUGCGAGACUUUCAUGGAAUUGUGGCCUACGAGCCGUCCCCUCUGGAGAGGAUGCUCUUCGGCUUCCGAGAGGAUGGGACGGAAGGGGUCUGCUUCCCCACGAAAGUGGGCGGGGCGGAACACGAGGACGACGACGACGACCCCCUCACAUAACAAACUCCGAAGUCUGUCCCCUCUCCGCAUGGUGGCCCUCAUAACUCCAAACUUUAAGUGGUGACGUCGCCAUGAUCAUGAUCCUCCAUAGAUUUCUAAAAGUGCAACGUCUCAGUACUCACUGGCGCUACUUGUUAUGAACGUGAUUCGCUCAUUAGUUUGGACGUUACUUUCGUAUUUGACCUGCUUGUGUCGAUCAUAUCUUAAAAAUUAGAGUAUGAUUUAAUAGUAAAGGCGGAAAAGGAGAAAAGCGAGAGACAGAAAGCAUUGCGCCUGCUUGCUUUCUUUUCAUCAGUCCUUGAGUUCUCAGUCAGCAUAUAUAUCUCUUGAAAACAGUGUUUCCAAACACAUGUAUGCAAUGACCCCUAUUUUCAGUUAGUUUUAUGCGACUUGAGAAUAUUUUAGAUGUGGGCAAAGAAUGCAACUAUUUUUACGGAUCGCACUUGGAGCUAUACAGACGUAAAUCUAUAAGUAGAUAGAACAACACAAAGCUGUUCAUUUUAUUGCAUAGUCUGAAAUCAUUCAACUCCAAAAAUCUGAAAUGUCCAAGAAUACCGAAUACUUAGUGAGUGAUCAAACACGUAGUUAUUCUCAGUCUCAGUCCUACGUAGAGAGAAAAUAAGUAAGAAAUGAAAUGAAACGAGCAACUUUAAUGGGACAAUAUUUUCAGUGGCAGGCGAAGAUGACUUCUUAUCUUAUAUGUACACACGCAGGGGGUUGACAAAAGGUGCCAACUGAAUAUGAGUAGUAAGUAGUACAGAUAAGUGCAGUAUUAGAAUUUGAAUUGUGUACAUACUGUCGUCGUCGACACAUGUUAAUUUUAAACCGUGUGCACGGCAUCCCACGCCACAAGAAGGGCUGCAUGUGUAUGUUGGAUCUAUAGGGUACCCAAGAAAAUAGUUACUACAGGUCAAACUGCCCCUUCCACUGCAGGCUAUGAAAUAAUACGCCGUCGUCUUUGUCUCUUGCUGAUUAAGACAAAUCUUGAUGUGAUAGAAUUCACCACAAAAACAAAAUACACAAACUUUAGACAAACAACAAUAAUUCCUAUUGCACUGAGCAGCAAUUAGCAGUAGUAAAAUAGUAGCAAUAUAUAGCACCCACUACCCACCAUACAUAAUUCAUAGCACUCACUAAACAAGGCGUACAUCAACCCCAGGAAUGCGCCACGUGCUGCUUGCCCAAGAUAUCAAUAAAGGAAUGGGAAAGUAGGACACGGAGCUAUUAGUCGAAACCCUAAUUAAUUGUGAUGAAGUCUAGUUGGUGGUGAGGAUAAAAAAGAGCGUGGAAGAAAAGUAGUAGGAAAAAGUAGAUGGAAAAAGUAGUUGGAAAUCUUAGCUGGUAAAAAUAACAAAAGUAACAAUCAAAUCAUCCCAAGUACCAUGUAAUACAGAAUGACUUGUAAUACACGUCACGCAGUGUAAUAUAUAAGUGUGCCUUUGUUUUAAGGAAAUGACGAGUUCAACCUUCUCAUAAUUACCAAUUAGUUCUAUAUGUGAUCAAUAACAGGCGAUUAGUAUGUACCAUCUAAAUAUUUGUUGCUUCAAGGAACUUGCUUGUCAAUGAUGAUACCCAAUAAGUUUCCGAAAAAUGGUACCGAGUAUCAAACAUGUUUUACUUCCAUUCUCGUUAUUUUGCUAUUAUCUUAACCAAAAUGUCAUGUUACACAACACAAUAACAUGGUGCUUCUGAUGAUGCUCACGCAUGCAUAAGUAGAAAAUAUACACAGACAUGUAUUCUUCAGUCUUCAUGUUGCGUUUUUGCAUAUUUCCUUGAGUUCUGUCUGGUGCUUUGAUAAGUCGACAAUGUGUGUGAUAGCGGACAAUAAUAAAUAUCAUAAUACUGACUUGA
Folsomia candida is the source of this 5099-nucleotide messenger RNA. Its product is annotated as sodium-dependent neutral amino acid transporter B(0)AT3. The transcript has 24 exons. Lineage: Eukaryota; Metazoa; Arthropoda; Collembola; Entomobryomorpha; Isotomidae. Gene Ontology annotation, cellular component: membrane. The record is from RefSeq and is a predicted model, not a curated record. Bases 966 to 3248 code for a protein of 760 amino acids. Gene Ontology annotation, biological process: sodium ion transmembrane transport.